GCUUUCCUCGCUCUUUCUCUUCCGGGCAUCUAUGCGCUGCUCACGCUACGGGCCGUCCAUCGUACAGUAGGAAACAUGGCGGCCGUCAGUAAGUACUUGACAGCGAAGAACUCCGCUGUAGCUGGCGGUGUCCUACUCGUUUUAUACCUCCUAAAACAAAGACGAAAGACCGCCAGGUUGAACAGGAAAGGGGGAUCUUCAGAGAAUCUAAACGGCGAGCAGAAAGAUGCCAAGAAAGAGAGAGCAGCUGUGGACAAGCUUUUCUUCAUCCGGAUCUGUCGAAUUAUCAAGAUCAUGGUGCCGAGACUCUUCUCUAAGGAGACAUGGUACCUGCUUUUGAUCGCUGUGAUGCUUGUGACCAGGACUUACUGCGACGUCUGGAUGAUUCAAAACGGAACUAUGAUCGAAAGUGCAAUUAUCGGUCGAUCCACAAAAGGUUUCAAGAAGUACUUGCUCAACUUUAUCACAGCCAUGCCAAUUAUCGCUCUGGUAAACAACUUCCUAAAGUUGGGCCUGAAUGAACUGAAGCUGUGUUUUCGUGUGAGACUAACCAAGCAUCUCUACGACGAGUACCUCAAGGGAUAUACGUACUACAAAAUGGGAAACUUGGAUAACCGCAUUGCAAACGCAGAUCAGCUGCUGACACAGGAUGUGGAAAGGUUCUGUAACAGCGUAGUGGAUCUUUACUCCAAUCUCAGCAAGCCCUUGUUGGAUAUCGGCUUGUACAUUUUCAAGCUGACAACAGCAAUCGGAGCUCAGGGUCCUGCAACAAUGAUGACCUACCUGCUCAUCUCCGGCCUUUUCCUGACACGUCUGAGACGGCCAAUCGGUAAGAUGACGGUAACGGAACAGAAGUACGAGGGAGAAUAUCGUUACGUCAACUCUCGCCUUAUAACAAACAGUGAAGAGAUUGCCUUUUACAAUGGAAACGUCAGGGAAAAGCAAACAAUUCACUCAACCUUCAAGAAGUUGGUCGAUCACCUGCACAGUUUCAUCUUUUUCCGUUUCUCAAUGGGUAUGGUGGACAGCAUCAUUGCCAAGUAUUUUGCGACUGUUGUUGGAUAUUUGGUUGUGAGUCGCCCUUUCCUCAAUUUGUCUCACCCUCGACACUUGAACAGCUCUCACGCUGAACUGCUAGAGGACUACUACCAGAGCGGUCGCAUGCUGCUGCGCAUGUCGCAGGCGUUGGGUAGAAUCGUCCUCGCAGGCAGAGAAAUGACGCGCCUUUCAGGGUUCACUGCUCGUAUCACUGAGCUUAUGAGGGUCCUGAAAGAGCUGAAUUCUGGGAAGUAUGAGCGCACCAUGGUGUCCCAGACAGAGAAAGACAUUACAGAAAAGCUCACAUUGGUCCCUGGUAGUGGAAGAAUUAUUAAUAUGGACAACAUCAUCAAGUUUGAACACACACCUCUGGCAACACCUAAUGGAGAUAUCUUGAUCAGAGACCUGAGUUUUGAGGUAAAAUCCGGUGCCAAUGUUUUGGUGUGUGGUCCCAAUGGAUGUGGAAAGAGUUCACUUUUCCGGGUCCUUGGGGAGUUGUGGCCUUUGUUUGGUGGAAGUUUGACAAAACCAGAAAGAGGAAAGCUCUUCUAUGUCCCUCAGAGGCCUUACAUGACUCUUGGCUCACUGAGGGAUCAGGUGAUCUACCCAGACACCCAUGAGGACCAGAAGAAAAAGGGAAUUUCUGACCAGGUGCUGAAGGAAUAUCUGGAUAAUGUCCAGUUAGGACACAUACUGGGGCGAGAGGGAUCCUGGGACAUUAUUCAGGACUGGAUGGAUGUUCUCAGUGGAGGAGAGAAGCAAAGAAUGGCGAUGGCCCGGCUUUUCUACCACAAGCCCCAGUUUGCCAUCCUGGAUGAGUGCACCAGUGCCGUGAGUGUCGAUGUGGAGGAUUACAUUUACAGUCACUGCAGAAAGGUUGGCAUCACCCUGUUCACGGUCUCUCACAGGAAGUCCCUUUGGAAACAUCAUGAGUACUACCUUCAUAUGGACGGCAGGGGAAACUAUGAAUUCAAACCCAUCACCUCUGAAACUGUGGAGUUUGGCUCUUAGAGAGGCGCGACACCACAACACACAGCCCGAGUAAAGGGUCCUAGCCAUUCACCUCUUAUGGAGAUGCAAGUCGACCUAAUCUAGGAGUUUGUUUUUAAUCAAUCGUAAAUUUAUCUUUUAUUGGAUAAAAAUGUGUUUAAAAAUUUGCUAACACUAGGUUUGUCCUCUGUGAUUGUAAAUAAUUUGUAAUUUAAGCCGGACAUCCGUUAGGUAUGCGUGGGGGCGUGUACCAAGAAAAUACCAAGUCUUGUGUUACCGCACUGUAUUGUUUGAUAAAUGAAAGGAUGAAGAAUCUGCCUGUAUAUGCUUACACAAAUCAAUGCCACUGGACUGAGCUUAGAGAUUUAAAAACAUAGUAAGAUUUGCCAUACUUCCAUACUUUAAGCUACUAAGUGACCUUAGUGCUCAUCGCAGCACGGUUCGUGUUGUCUGGAUGUGUGCGAGCUUUUUUGAUGAUGCACUUUUUUGUUCGUCCGCGAAGACCGGACGCGAGCGGUGAUUGAAAAUGAGGGACUCGUACGGUAAGCGUGAAGACUGUAUCUCUGCAGAACUGUUGUUGUUUGUAAGAGCUUUAGAAAUGUCACUGUUGUAACACUUCUUACAUAAUACAAAUCAAAUGUCACUUUACUGUUUUCAUUAAAAUAAGGAGACAUCAUGACUAAGA
Messenger RNA from Misgurnus anguillicaudatus (oriental weatherfish), 2713 nucleotides. The record is from RefSeq and is a predicted model, not a curated record. NCBI's taxonomy places the organism in Eukaryota, Metazoa, Chordata, Actinopteri, Cypriniformes, Cobitidae.